AUGGAGUCACUGAGAACUGUACUGGUCAGCAAUCGUGGCGAGAUCGCAGUCCGAUUGAUUCGAUCGGCAAAAUCGAUUGGUAUCAGAACUAUCGCCAUUUACACCGAGCCAGAUGCUCCCUCGGCUCACGUGUCUCUGGCAGACACAGCAGUUCUGCUAAAGGGAAGCCCGGCCACGGCAUAUCUUGAUAGUGAUCAGAUCAUCUCGAUAGCCAAAACCAAUGGCGCUGAUGCCGUGAUCCCUGGCUAUGGAUUCCUCUCCGAGAAUGCCGAUUUCGCGCGAAAGUUGAGAGAACAUGGGCUCGCUUUCGUCGGGCCUAGCCCCGAACAUAUCGAGUCUUUCGGGCUUAAGCAUUCUGCAAUCAAAUUGGCCAUCGAAGCGGGCGUUCCAGUCGUCCCGGGAAGUAACGGACUUCUGGACGAUGAAGAGCGGGCGGUCUCCAUGGCACAGCGACUGGGCUUCCCGGUCAUGUUGAAGGCUACUGCAGGUGGUGGUGGCAUGGGACUCUUGACCUGUUUUACCGAGGAUGAAGUGAGAAGCUCGUUUCAGACGGUGAGGUCGAGAGGAGAAGCUCUGUUCAAGAAUGCCGGACUUUUUCUAGAACGCUACUACCCUUCUAGCCACCAUAUAGAGGUGCAGAUCUUUGGAAAUGGCCAAGGGAAGGCCAUCUCGGUAGGGGAACGUGAGUGCUCUAUUCAACGUCGGCACCAGAAGGUCAUCGAGGAAUGUCCAUCGCCGUACAUUGAGAAUAGACAUCCAGAGCUCCGGGAACAGUUGACGGCGGCCGCCAUCAGCCUUGCCGAAACCGUCCAGUACGCUUCUGCGGGAACGGUUGAAUUCCUGGUCGAUGAUGCCACGGGGAGCUUCUUUUUCUUGGAGAUGAACACCCGUUUGCAGGUCGAACAUGGUAUCACGGAACUUUGCUAUGGAGUAGAUCUCGUCGAGUUGAUGUAUCGACAAGCCGAUGCAGAGCUCUCCGGUAGAGGUGGCCUGGACACUGCCGAGUUGGUCAGGUCACAGCCAGCCCUUCUUCAACCGCAGGGCAACGCGAUCGAAUUGAGAGUCUACGCAGAGAAUCCGGCCCGGAACUUUGCGCCUUCUCCGGGAGUUCUACAGGAGGUCCGGUGGCACGAGGCUCCGGGUCAGAGGAUUGACAGCUGGGUUCGGACUGGCAUCACAAUCAGCUCUUACUACGAUCCAUUGCUGGCAAAGGUGAUGCACCAUUCAUCAACACGAGCCCAAGCGAUCCAACAAAUCUCCGACGUCGUGACCAAAAGCGUCGUGUCGGGCCCUGCGAACAACCUCGACUUCCUUUUGGCUAUUCUCCAAUCGACCGAAUUUGGCUUGGGCAAUACCACGACCAAGUUUCUCGACACCUUCGACUAUUUCCCCCCGGCCAUCGACGUGAUAUCUGGAGGCUCGUUGACACUUAUUCAAGACUACCCAGGCCGCCCGACCAUCGGCCGAGGCUUUGGGCAUGCAGGCCCCAUGGAUCCGAUCGCUUUCCAGAUCGGCAAUGCUCUCGUCGGGAACGAGCUUGGGCUAGAGGCCCUGGAGGUCACUUUGAACGGGCCCGAGUUACUGUUUCUUGGAGAUGCCGUUGUCGCACUGUGUGGUGCGCCUUUCCAUGCGACACUAAAUGGCAAAGCCAUCAACAUGUGGACGAGACUCGUCAUUCACGCAGGAGACACGUUGAGGAUUGGAAAGGCGGCGUCCGACAGUGGGUGUCGGGCGUAUCUCGCCGUCAAGGGUGGAUUUCCCAAUGUGGCUCCGUGGUUCGGCUCCAAAGCGACAUGUCCGGGCUCUGGAGUGGGUGGCUAUCAGGGUCGAUCUCUCAAGUCGGGAGAUUACCUGAGGAUAUCACCACAGGGUGACUUGCCGGCGCCAGACGACGGCGUUUGCAUCCCUGCACCUCUGAUCCCGCGGUACUCGCAGCACUGGGACGUGCAAGCCAUGGCGGGGCCGUACGAAGAAGGCUACCUCUCUGCCAAAGACAUUGAGAUGCUGUACAACACCACGUGGAAGAUCUCCCACAAUGCAGCACGUGGAGGGAUCCGUUUGAUCGGCCCCAGCCCGGAGUGGGCUCGACUGGACGGCGGUGACGGCGGAGCACACCCCAGUAACGUGGUAGAGUAUGGCUAUCCCCUGGGAGGGUUGAACUGGACGGGCGACGAGCCUGUCAUCUUCCCUGUGGACUGUCCGGACUUUGGUGGCUUUAUCUGCAGCCUUACCGUGAUCAAGGCCGACCUCUGGAAGGUGGGACAACUGGAAGCAGGAAACACUCUGAGGUUUCACAAAGUGACGUUGGAACAAGCGCUCCGCUCUCGACGACGCGGCGAUCACUUCGUCCAGCAGAUUUCGGCAGGGGUGAAGAGCGGUUCCUUCAAAGAUAUCGAGCCACUCGACAACACAUCGCCUCCCCUCCAAGAUCUCGCCGCGUCAACACCAGAUGCAACACUGUUGUCGGUCGUUCGAGAAUUGUCCCCGGUGCCUGGGAGACCUGCUGUCACUUACCGGCAGGGUGGCGAUCAAUUUCUGCUCGUCGAUUACGGCAAUGAGUCGUUCGACAUCAACAAAAAGUGUCGCGCCACAGCCCUGCAGAGGCUGCUGCGAGCGUCGGUGGGCGACAUCAGCUUCCAGGGUGGACUCAUCAACGCCGUCGGCUGCGGCAACUCACUGCAAAUCUAUUACGACGGCCUGCGGAUCCCACAAAGGAAUCUCGUCGAGUUCUUGGUCCGCGCAGAAGAGAGGCUGGGCGACCUCCACGACGUCAGGCUGCUCAAUCGCACAUUCCGCCUGCCCCUGACAUUCACCCACCCCAAGCUGAAGGACUGUGUGGAAAGAUACAUGACGAACCAACGGCCGUACGCGACAUAUCUGCCCGACAACUUUGAUUUUGUGGCCUGGAACAACGGCCUCGACGCGAGUGGCCUGAAGAGAAUCUUUCUGGAAGCCCAAUUUGUCGUCGUCGGCGUCGGCUUCAUUUCCGCCCUGCCCCAAUGUCUGCCGGCCGACCCACGCCAUCGCCUUAAAUCGCCCAAGAUGAAUCCCUCGCGGACGUUCACUCCCGAAGGGACAGUCUCCUGGGGUGGCUCCUGUAUGGCGCUGUACAACGCGGACAGUCCGGGCGGAUAUAUGGUCACGGGAAUGACGAUCCCGGGCGUCGACGUGCUCGGCUAUAAGGCCGGGUAUUCUGCCUCUCGGCCGUGGCUGUUCGAGGAUAUGGACGUCAUCACGUUCUACGAAGUGACCGAAGGCGAGUACGAUGACCAUAUGUCCAUGUUCCGGCGCGGUUUGUAUCAGUACGAUAUGGUCGAUACAAACUUCGACAUGAAGGCCCACAACCAGCUUCUCGACUCGGUGAAGGACGAGCUGCAGAUUUUGGAUGCAUACCGUAGCGCCUGUCAGGAAAAGGUGCUGGCUGAGGAGAAAGCAUUGGUUGCUCGUUGGACGAGGGAGAAGGAUGAAUCAGCCAUUCCGAUGGAUUUUGUCGACAGCUGGCUGAAAGACCCGGAGAUCACUGCUAUCGAAGCACCCGUCAAUGCCAAUGUGUGGAAGGUCCUUGCCAAAGAGGGUGACAUCCUGGUGGCCGACCAGACCAUGGUCAUCCUCGAGGCCAUGAAGUUGGAGAUCAACGUUGAUGUCGCGCAUCAUUUGGCCGGCGCCAGGGUCGAAAAGGUCCUGGUUAAACCGGCGGACGUUGUCGACAGUGGGAAGCCGCUACUAUUGCUUCGAGUUCCAAGCCAAUGA
Molecule: messenger RNA, 3750 nt
Organism: Capronia coronata CBS 617.96
Lineage: Eukaryota; Fungi; Ascomycota; Eurotiomycetes; Chaetothyriales; Herpotrichiellaceae
Product: acetyl-CoA/propionyl-CoA carboxylase
Exons: 6
Coding region: 1-3750 (1249 amino acids)
Molecular function (GO): ATP binding; metal ion binding
Source: RefSeq, a predicted model, not a curated record